AUGGCGCAGCUGGGUGGGCCGAGGCGGUGCUGGGCGCCUCUGGCCCUGCUGGCUUCGCUGCUCCUCUUUCAGGCGGAGGCAGCAGACCCAGAAGGUGAGGUGCGCGACUUUUGCCGAGUUCCGAAGGCAGUGGGAGGAUGCCAGGCUUCCGUCCGCAGGUGGUGGUACAACGCCACCGGCGGAUCCUGCCAGCAGUUUGUGUAUGGAGGCUGUGGCGGGAACGACAAUAACUACCUGACUAAAGAGAAGUGUCUUGAGAAAUGUGCUAAUGUCACAGAAAAUGCCACCGAUGAUCUGGCAAGCAGGAAUGGAGCAGAUUCCUCUGCCUCAAGUGUGCCCAGGAGGCAGGAUUUUGAGGACCUCCCCAGCGAUAUUUUCAGCUACGAAGAAUACUGCAUGGCCCAGGCGGUUACCGGGCCUUGCCAGGCAUCUUUCCCACGCUGGUACUUCGAUGCCGAGAAGAACACCUGUGAUAACUUUAUCUAUGGAGGGUGCUGGGGCAAUAAAAACAACUACCUCUCCAAGGAGGCGUGCCUGAGCCGCUGCUCCGCCGCCGCGCAGUGGUACCCCGCCCUGCCCUGCGGCACGAGGGCGGUCCUGGAGGGGCUGUUCCUGACGGUCCUCGUCCUCCUGCUGGGAGCCUCCGUGGUCUACCUGAUCGUCGUGGCGCGCAGGAACCGGGAGAGCUGCCCCCUUGCCUGGAGCUCCCGCGGCGCUAGGGAGGCCCUGUCGAAGAAGAAGGGAACCUGGGGAAGGGGAGGGGAGGCAACUGUAGAAUGCCAGUGUUCUGUUUAA
Molecule: messenger RNA, 795 nt
Organism: Pteronotus mesoamericanus
Lineage: Eukaryota; Metazoa; Chordata; Mammalia; Chiroptera; Mormoopidae
Product: kunitz-type protease inhibitor 2-like
Exons: 1
Coding region: 1-795 (264 amino acids)
Molecular function (GO): serine-type endopeptidase inhibitor activity
Source: RefSeq, a predicted model, not a curated record